Molecule: messenger RNA, 1867 nt
Organism: Propithecus coquereli (Coquerel's sifaka)
Lineage: Eukaryota; Metazoa; Chordata; Mammalia; Primates; Indriidae
Gene: ARMCX6
Product: armadillo repeat containing, X-linked 6
Exons: 3
Coding region: 367-1266 (299 amino acids)
Cellular component (GO): mitochondrion
Source: RefSeq, a predicted model, not a curated record
ACUGGUGACGUGGCUGUCACGUGACCGAGAGCCGCCGCCGAGAGCAGAAGUCCUGCCAGUCGUCUCCGUCUGGGUACCAGCCCCCUAUUACUCUGCAGGCGUGUGAAGGAAGAAGGGAACUAGCUCAGACCGUGCAGGUUUGUAGGUCUGUUGGCCUGUAGGUCGCGACGCAAGUCUCGGCGAGAGAGAAGGCGCAAACUGCCUUGGUCGGAACCGUGCAGAUUCAUCACAAAACAGCUACAGGAACCAAGAGAGGCUGAAGACUACCGCCUUCCAGCAUUACUCGCCCUGGCCCUAAGAGUCCUCUUCAGUCAGGUGGAGCAAGGCCCCCUCCUGUCCUGCCCCAAGGCUGGCACGGACUUGACUAUGGGCCGGGCUCGGGAAGUGGGUUGGAUGGCGGCAGGACUGAUGAUUGGGGCUGGUGCCUGCUACUGCGUUUACAAACUGACUAUAGGAAGAGAUGACAGUGACAAGUUGGAGGAGGAGGAAGAGGAAUGGGACGAUGACGAGGAGCUGGAUGAGGAGGAGUCCGACAUUUGGUUUGAUUUCACAACUAUGGCUCGACCAUGGAGUGAGGAUGGGGACUGGACUGAACCUGGGGCCCCAGGUGGCACUGAGGACAGGCCUUCCGGGGGGGGCAAGGCCAACCGAGCACACCCAAUAAAACAGCGGCCAUUCCCCUAUGAACAUAAAAAUACUUGGAGUGCUCAAAACUUUAAAAAUGUCAGCUGCACUCUUGACCUCUCCAAGUGUCUUUUGAUUCAGGGGAAAAUGCUGUUUGCUGAGCUCAAGGAUGCGGGUUUGUCAUUUAGCCACGAUAUCAAUAGUCAUUUGGCCAGCCUCUCAAUCGUUGGAAACACGAUCCCCACUCCCGACUCCACUGUUGGGGAGGCUUUGUGUGCCCCGGAUAACGUGAAUGAGAGUAUUGAAAACCGGGGCCAGAUUAAGGUGUACAUCAACGAAGUGUGUCGGGAGACUGUGUCACGUUGCUGCAACUCAUUUCUGCAGCAGGCCGGAUUAAAUGUGUUAAUAAGCAUGACAGUUAUUAAUAACAUGCUUGCCAAGUCCGUUUCAGACCUGAAGUUUCCUUUGAUUUCAGAGGGAAGUGGAUGUGCUAAGGUUCAGCUUUUGAAACCGCUGAUGGGUUUGUCUGAAAAGCCAGUCUUGGCGGGGGAAUUGCUCGGUGCCCAGAUGCUGCUCUCAUUCAUGUCCCUCUUUACCAGAAAUGGAAACAGAGAGAUUCUCCUGGAAACCCUUGCCCGGUAAAUGACCGUCUCAAACACAAUGGGACUGAAUCCACCCAAACCCGCUUGUUUGCAGAUGUCAAAGAAUCUGCAGAGGGUGCUACGGAAGAUCCAGCCUUAGCCAGUCGCCACAUCAUUGGGUGAAAGUUCUAGUGCUAAAUCGAGGACCACGCUCUUAUUGGCCAGGCAGGGGCUCCCACAGAGCUUUGAGUACCUCCUUGGUUUCGCAGUGUGCAGGCAACGUGCAUUGUAAAUUACUCCCUUGCAUCCCCCUUCACGGGGCAAAGGGAUCGCUCUGGCUGCCUGCCGUGGGUAAAGAACGUGAAAUCCUAGCAUCACGGAGCGCGGUUGUUGCCUGUGGUGAUGGUGGUCUCCCUGUCUAAGCGGGACCACUUUGCAGAGACCAGCGGCAUAUCGGAGCUCGAGCUGAAAAUGCCUGUGUUGCAGCUUAGGUUGAAUUAUGUUUCAUCUAUUCUUUCUUCUACACGAGCUGAUGGAUGCUGAACCUAUUCAUCAAAAAAGGGCACUCCCCUUCUGUCUAUUGUACUGACUUAACCUCUUCCGCCCAAGCCCGCAUCUGUGUGUAUCAUCAAUAAAGUUGUGUGCUUUGAUUGGCAAAAAAA